This is a messenger RNA of Dictyostelium purpureum, 918 nucleotides long. RefSeq lists its product as uncharacterized. Bases 1 to 918 code for a protein of 305 amino acids. Gene Ontology annotation, cellular component: nucleus; cytoplasm; proteasome regulatory particle, lid subcomplex. The record is from RefSeq and is a predicted model, not a curated record. Lineage: Eukaryota; Evosea; Eumycetozoa; Dictyosteliales; Dictyosteliaceae. The transcript has 4 exons. Gene Ontology annotation, molecular function: ubiquitin binding; endopeptidase activator activity; proteasome binding. Gene Ontology annotation, biological process: ubiquitin-dependent protein catabolic process.
AUGUCAACCCCAGAUGAUAUUGAAUUUAAAGCUGGUAAAGCUCAAUUAGUUGAUAAAACUGUUACAUCAGAUAACAGAAAAGGUUUCUUAAAAUUCAACGUUACAGGUGAUGGUUUAAUUCUUGUUUCAUGGAGACCACGUGACUCAUCAGCAUAUGAAGAUGAAUUUUAUUUUGCACCAGGUGAACUUAAAUUUGUUAAAGUUGAAGCUUGUAAAACUGGUAGAAUGUAUUAUUUAAAUUUUUCAGAUUCAAAUCAUAAAGAAUUUUUCUGGUUACAAGAACCAGAUGCCUCUAAAGAUGCUAAAAUUGAAAAAGCAAUUAAAUUAAUUGAAGAUUUUGUUCCAAUGGAUGAUGAUCAAAUGCCAAUUGACUCAACGCCAGCUCCAAACCAAACCUCUACACAACCAACAGCUCCAACUAAACAACCAGAAACCAAAACCAAUAAUACAGCUACACCAGCACCAUCAUCAACAGGAUAUAUUUCAACACCAAGCCAAUCUGUAAAUAAGUCAAGUGCAACCACAUCAGAAACACCAUCACAAAUACCAAAUAUGGAUUUAUUUAAGGAUAUAUUUUCAAAACUUCCAGCCCAACCAAAACAACCACAAGUUACAUUAGGUAAAAUAAUGACUGCUGAAAAUUUAAUUCCUUUCCUUAGAGACAAUCCAAGUAUCAAACAAGAUUUAUUACAACAUCUUCCAGAAGAAUGUGCUCAAGAUCCAAGCAAGCUAAAUGAAAUUUUAUAUUCUCCACAAUUUCUUCAAUCAUUAGAAACACUCGACUAUGCUAUUUUUGAAGGUCAUGGUGCUGAAAUUAUAUCAUUAUUAGGUUAUGAACCAACUUUAGCUUCCCAAAGAGGUGUCGAAGGUUUUUUAACAAAUAUACAAGAGGAAUGUAAAAAAAAACAAAAAAAAUAA